UGGGAGCGGGUACCUGUCAAGUUCAGGUACCCGCUCCCACUUCCGGUUCGAUCACCUAGGCGAUCAGAAGCAGAAGGUGUCCUCCCUCCCUGUAGUCUUUUGGGACAUGUGACAGAUCGCAGAAGACUACAGUCCCAUACAUGAAGCUCAGCGCUACUCGCGCAUGCGUAGUGGGUACUCGGCUGUAAAGCUGUCACAGCCGGGUGUCCACACUGAAGAUGCCGGCACCUGGAACACAGGACGGCCAGUGAAACGGGCUGCGAUGGAUACACCGAGG
This is a messenger RNA of Staurois parvus, 277 nucleotides long. The record is from the annotation of a GenBank genome assembly. NCBI's taxonomy places the organism in Eukaryota, Metazoa, Chordata, Amphibia, Anura, Ranidae.